CGACAACACACAUGGAAAAUAACUGACUCAGCUGUGCUCUAUUAAAAGAGUUCAAAUCCCAAAGUAUUGCUGUGGCAGCGGGCAGACUGUCAUGUUGGAGGAGCUGUGUGAAUGAGCAGCAGGAGUAUAAAACCCAGAAGACCUGAGGAAGCCUGAGAAGCACAAAUCCUCCAGGAGAUGGACCCGGUGUGGACCACCACUGUCCUGCUGGUGCCAUGUGUGGUGGUGCUGACAGCUGGAUUUUUCUACCUCUACAGCACUGUCGUGGGUCUAUUCUCCAAAACAUCUGUACGCAAUAAAGUGGUGGUCAUAACCGACGCCUUAUCUGGGCUUGGAAAAGAAUGUGCAGAUGUGUUUCACAAAAGAGGAGCGAGGCUCAUCCUCUGUGGGAAGAGCUGGGAGAAACUGGAAGAACUUGCCGAUGAUUUGUCAAACGCCUCAGACCCAACGCUGACGUUUCCCUCCAAACUGGUGCUGCUGGACUUUGGAGACAUGGACAGCCUGCCGGACGUGAUCUCAGAGAUCCUGGAGUGUUACGGCUGCCUGGACAUCAUCAUCCUGAACAGCAGCAUGAAGGUGAAGGCACCAGCACAGACCGUGUCUUUGGAGAUGGACAAGCUGCUGAUGGACAACAACUACUUUGGACCGGCCACGCUCGCCAAAGGUUUGCUGCCCUCCAUGAUCUGCAGGAGGACGGGUCACCUGCUGCUGGUCAACAGCAUCCAGGGGAAGCUGGCCAUGCCUUUCCGCACUGCAUACGCAGCCUCUAAACAUGCUGUCCAGGCCUUCUUUGACAGCCUGAGAGCUGAGGUGGAGGAGUAUGGCAUCUCCGUCAGUACCAUCAACCACACCUUCAUCUCUGCAUCAAUUGAAGACACAGAGACACCCUCCAAAUCCAUCUGCUCAUUGUUGCACACUAAGAAGCCUCCGGGCGUUUCUCCAGAAGAGGCAGCAACUGAGAUUGUGAAGACUCUGAGCAGCAAGAGGAAAGAGGUCCUGAUCGCUCCCUCGCUCCCAAAGAUGGCCAUCUACGCCAGGUCCUUCUUCCCCAACGUGUUCUUCGCCGUGAUGGCGGCAGGAGUGAAGCACGCCGAGGCCUCUGAGAACAUGUAGAGCUGUAGCUGAGAAAAAAAUAUGACAUGAGAUUUAAUGGUUAAGGUGAAACAAACCAGUGGAAAUGGAAGUUAUGUUUUAUAAUAGCAGUCACACAUUUGACCAUGCAGAAAAACUAAAAAUAACAUUCAUAAUCUUGUCUUGUUUCCAUAAAAAAAUAUUUACAGCUACAAUUUUUACAAUUUGGCUUCAUUGAAGAUAGCAUCUAAACCAUGCUAUGGUAUUUCUUACACGUAUUGACAGAAAUGUGGUUUUAAAAGGAAAAAAAGGGGGGGAAAAGAACAGGCAUUUUAUGUUAAAUGACCAGUUUUUCCAUUAAAAAUAAUUGUCUAUUCUAAAAAAAAUAACAAUAUAAAACACCAAGUCAAUUCUACCUAGGUUUAAAGAAUGUAUCAAUACUGUCAACAACAUUUUCUGAAUGACUGAUUGUAUACAUUUACAAUAAAAUGAAGUUUUGUUUCUCCUUUUA
Eleginops maclovinus (Patagonian blennie) is the source of this 1582-nucleotide messenger RNA. RefSeq names its product dehydrogenase/reductase (SDR family) member 7Ca (gene dhrs7ca). Lineage: Eukaryota; Metazoa; Chordata; Actinopteri; Perciformes; Eleginopidae. The transcript has 7 exons. Gene Ontology annotation, biological process: intracellular calcium ion homeostasis. Gene Ontology annotation, molecular function: oxidoreductase activity, acting on the CH-OH group of donors, NAD or NADP as acceptor. The record is from RefSeq and is a predicted model, not a curated record. Bases 178 to 1113 code for a protein of 311 amino acids.